AAUAAGUCCUCAAAUUGUAUGUGUCUAGUUUCAAAAUCAAAAUUAUUUGUGGUAUAUGAACUUUCAUAUAGUCUUUUAUGGUUUGUUAACACCAAAAGAACCCUUUUAGAAUAGGUUCAAUAAUGUAUAAUUUACAGAAAGCCAUCGAAUAGAAAACCAUUCAAGAAAAGGUUUUCGAUGUUAGCAAACUUCAAAAUGGUAUAUGGAAGUUCAUAUAUCCAAAAGAGCUUUCAAUUUUGAAACUAGACACAUACAAUUUGAGGACUUAUUUUCCUACACCGACUGUUUACAGUGUACUUUAUUAGUCCUUCAACACUAACACCAAGAAUAUUUAUAUUGAUGCAUACCUUAAUAUUCGUGUGUCAGAUAUAUGAUCAAUUUUGAGCACAGCUACACGUGAGUGGGUACAGUCGACAUUUUUUCAACAUAUGACUGAUGUUCUCCGUUGAAUUGUUCAUAUUUCAGAGUGAAGGUCUCCUUCUACUACCUUCUCCUUUUGAAAAGCGUCUGCCUUAUUCAUUUAAUAUUCUCUUUUAGAUUUUACUUGAUUAGUAGAUAGCACAUAUUGAUUGUAAAAGCAUGUCUAUGGACGAAUAUCGUCUCAUUUGGGAAGAUAUAUUCUUGCAAGAUGGUUCUGUUGAUCGGAAUAAAUGGGACUUUGAUAUUGGUGCCGGAAACAAUGGCUGGGGUAAUCAAGAAGCACAAUACUAUACAGAUCGACUUGAAAACGUCCGAUGUGAAGGUCAGCGACUGAUAAUCGAAGCACGCCGUGAAGAUUACGGAGGUUGUCGAUUCACAUCAGCUCGACUGAAGUCAAAGAGUGCUUGGACUUAUGGACGUCUUCAAACAAAAGCAAAAUUACCGAGUGGCAAGGGUCUUUGGCCAGCCAUUUGGAUGCUUCCGCAAACACAAUCAUAUGGGAAUGCCUAUUGGCCAGAUAAUGGAGAAAUCGACAUCAUGGAGCAAGUCGGUUUCGAACCGAAUAAAAUUGUAUCAAGUGUCCAUACGGCAGCAUUUAAUCAUAUGAGAGGUUCACAGCCCACCAAUAGUGUUCAUGUUCAUGAUGCCUGCGACAAUUUCAAAAUCUACACUCUCGAUUGGACUGCUGAUAAACUUGAAAUGUUCGUUGGCGGAGAAAGCAAUCCUUUUGAACAGCGAGUUCUCAUUUGGGAAAAGGGCACACAUAGUUGGGAAGGAUGGUAA
Messenger RNA from Rotaria sp. Silwood2, 1203 nucleotides. NCBI's taxonomy places the organism in Eukaryota, Metazoa, Rotifera, Eurotatoria, Philodinida, Philodinidae. The record is from the annotation of a GenBank genome assembly.